AUGAUCAGCUUUAGCUGGAACUCAACAGGUAUUGUGUACUGGGAAAUGGUAGCACAUGGAACUACGAUCCCUGUGGAUGUCUACUGUAGACAAAUUAAAUCUAUUGCGGCAGCAUUGCAUGGUAAACAGAAUCGGGUCUUCUUCAUUCAUGAUACUGCUUGCGCCCUUGUGACAAAGUUGACCCAACACAAGCUCAAAAGCCUCGGCUGGACUGUGAUGUCAUAUGCACAAUACUCACCUGAGGUUGCACUAACAGAUUAUCAUAUGUUCCACUCUCUUCAAAAUCACCUUAACGCAACACGCUUUGACAAUCGAGAGUACCUCAAGAGAUGGUGGGCUAACUUUUUCAACUCAAACUCCAGGUUUCUACAGAAGUUGAAUCCAAAUGCUGCUGAAGGGAUGGAAACAGGUUGUUGA
Molecule: messenger RNA, 417 nt
Organism: Bursaphelenchus okinawaensis
Lineage: Eukaryota; Metazoa; Nematoda; Chromadorea; Rhabditida; Aphelenchoididae
Source: the annotation of a GenBank genome assembly